AUGGGAUUGGUUUUCACUGGCGGUUUUCUCAUUUUCACCGUGGCACAGGUGAAGAGAAAGAUUAGUAUCUUACUAAUGUAUACGAGCAACCGUACCCGAUCGACAAAUUCGCGGGCACUGCCGCAGCUCGCCAGUGGUUUCACGAAGCUGCGCGAACAGCUCGCAAAAUGUGGCGAGUUCCAUUCGCCGGUACCUUUCUUCGAGUUUAUCCCAGAGGUUGCGAGAUGUCCCAAGUCCGAUGACAUGAAUGCUAAUGUGGGGAGACAGACCGGAAAAUGGUGUGGUAUGCCUCAGCUUCGCAGCGCGACCAUUCAACGUGGCGCUCGAAUGCCUGGACUUCCACUUCGGGGCACGCUUCAAUGGCACGCUGCCUCACCGCCCCGUUGA
This is a messenger RNA of Penicillium angulare, 387 nucleotides long. RefSeq lists its product as uncharacterized. Bases 1 to 387 code for a protein of 128 amino acids. The transcript has a single exon. The record is from RefSeq and is a predicted model, not a curated record. NCBI's taxonomy places the organism in Eukaryota, Fungi, Ascomycota, Eurotiomycetes, Eurotiales, Aspergillaceae.